AUGUGGCCGAAAAAGAACUCUGAAGGUAGCGUGGCGGGUACGCCAACGGCAGAAGAGGAAAUUAAAGUGGUGCUAGUAGGAGACGCGCAAUGCGGCAAGACGUCUUUGGUGCAAAGAUUUGUGUCGGACUCUUUUGUUGAGUGGUACCGAGAAGUGAGGACGCACGGAGGUUCAGCACCUGUACUGUUGUGCGGCUGCAAAGCAGACCUGAGGCAUGAUAAAGAAACCCUCACCAUACUGUCCAAGCUGAAGACACAUCCUGUCACGAGUGAAGAGGCGCUAUCAGUAGCUAGACAGCUCGGAGCUACUACAUACGUAGAAACUUCCGCCAGAGCAUCCAGCAAGGGAGUGAAAGACGCUUUCGAAGUAGCUGCAUUGGCUGCACUAGGAAAAUUGAAUAAACAGCAGAUGAAACAACAGCAGAAGCAAGUAGGCCGCAGCAAAAGCAAGCGCGACUUGAAAGCUGAGCUAAAGGGGCGAGCGAAGAGUUGCUGUGUCAUGUGAUCCGUGGCCGGCCACCCCUCGCGGUGGCCGCACGACUGCUAGGCGACCACCGCCCGUCCAGAAACUUCUUCAAUAAUUUGCAAGACAUUACCGAAACUUCCAGAAAGUUCCGGUACACUUGUCUAAAAAAGUAUCGGGCCUAAGAUAUUCCCUUGAGGAAACCACAACCAAAAAUCUAAUCGAGUAUACUUUCGAUAGCGAUAAAACAACACACUGAUGUUGUUUCUUCAUAAUGUUCUUGGACAUUGUUUAUAGACACAUUUUAUAAUAAUAAUUGGUAUUAGGUAUUUCUUGUUUAAGAAUGAUGCAUGUAAUCAAACGCCUAACGAAAGUUGCUAGUAUUUGUAAGCUUGGUCUUAAGAGGAUGUGGAACAGAGUUCGUUUUUGAAUGUUACUUUUAAGAUGUGGAUUUUAUUGGACUUUCUAAAGGUAUCACUGAAACUAAGGUGCAAUGAAACCCCCAGGGUUUGGAGCGUGAAAAGCCUGUGAUAAUGUAAAAAUAGAAAAUCUACUAAAGAAAGUAGAUCAGUUUAGACGAAAGGCAUAAGAGAGGCAAACGCUCAUCGCACUAAAAUAUCAUUAAAGAUUAGAUAAGGCAGUAUUUACAGCUUAAAAUUGAAUGAUUAUUGAUUAAUAUUACGUAGCGAUAAAUAAGUGUUUUCAUAUACAUUAGAUUAAUCGAUGUUUUUUCUAUUUAAAA
Messenger RNA from Hyposmocoma kahamanoa, 1204 nucleotides. RefSeq names its product rho-related GTP-binding protein RhoN-like. The record is from RefSeq and is a predicted model, not a curated record. Lineage: Eukaryota; Metazoa; Arthropoda; Insecta; Lepidoptera; Cosmopterigidae. The coding region runs from base 1 to 504 and encodes 167 amino acids. Gene Ontology annotation, molecular function: GTPase activity; GTP binding. Gene Ontology annotation, biological process: small GTPase-mediated signal transduction. The transcript has 4 exons.